This is a messenger RNA of Naegleria gruberi, 2658 nucleotides long. RefSeq lists its product as uncharacterized. The record is from RefSeq and is a predicted model, not a curated record. Lineage: Eukaryota; Heterolobosea; Eutetramitea; Acrasida; Naegleriidae. Bases 1 to 2658 code for a protein of 885 amino acids. The transcript has a single exon.
AUGUAUCAAUUACCACCGGAGAUUAUGUGUUUGAUAUUUGGCUACUUUGCAGAGCCAUAUUCUUUUGUUAGAGACUUGAUUGUGUGGAGACAAAUUAAUAGAACAACAUAUGAAAUGCUCGAUAAUGCUUCUACAUUCUCAUUGUUAUUGGAUUUGUGCUCGAUCCGAGAUCCAGCCAAUUUAAAGAAGGAUUAUCACCAAAGAAAAUCAAAGACUCAACGUGUGGCUUCAUCAGCUGGUGAUUUGAUGGUGGUAGAUAGAGAACCUACACAGGAAAACAAGAAUAACAUGGAGGAUAAUUCCGAUGAUGAUUCUGAAAGUGAUAAUGAAUCAGAAAAUUGUCAAUUCUAUAAGAGUCAUACAUUUAUUGAUGGCUUACUGCAACAUUCUCUCAGAAAUCAAUUUAUAGGCUACAAGAAAAAUAAUAAUUGGAAUUACAUGGUUAGAGGUCUUUUAGUGGCACGUUCUGAAUUGGACUUGUUUGAUGAUGGUCCUCAACUUCAUGAUUUGGUUGAAGAAUGGAUAGAGGCAUAUUCUAUUGACAAUAGGUCUUGUAUUUUGCAAUUAUUAUUGGAAAUAUCUCUUGGAAAGGAAAUGAUUGAGCAUUUGGGAAUGAGAAAUAUUGGUUAUUCUAUUGUUGUUUUUUUCCACAAACUAUUUGAACCAGCAAUUCAAACAGUGACCAAUUGGAGAGAUCAACCAAAGCCAGAGUUAGAAUUUUCAGAUAUUUUCAAUAGAAAUUUAUAUGAAUUUUUAGAAAUGAACAUGAAAAAGGAAACCUUUUUAAAGGAUGAAAUGUCAGUUUUUUGGUUCGAAAUGGAGACGAUGAAUAAUUCCAUUCCUAGGCAGAUCAUCUUGUUCAUAGCAGAGAACUUUUCUCAUCUCAAUAUCAAAUUAUCGAAUGGAGAGGAGAAAGUGUGCUCUAUUUAUAUUUUUGAGGAAUUAAGAAAGUUUGGAAUUUGUGUAGAAAAGCUCAAAUUUAUUGACAGAAGGUCUAAAAUGUGCAAUUUUGAGAGAACAACCUCUUUGAAUAGAAUUAUUCCAUUAUCUUCGAAUGGGUUUUACUUGCAACACUUUGCUGUAUGGAUAAAUAGCAUUCCAUUGCUUGAGUAUUGCUUGAGUGUGGACUCUACCUUGACAAAACAGACACUUUUGGAUUAUUUUGAUAAUCAAAAUGUUAAUAUUAGCAAUAUUAGCCUCAAUUCAUACUCAAAAUCUUAUAUUUCAGAUCAUUCUAUGUUUUCUGUGCUUCACUAUGCUGUCCUGAUGAGCAAUGUUGAAAUGGUUGAUAUAUUAAUUAACAAAUAUAUGGCCAAUCCUUUUCACAAACAUUUUUCAAGAAAAUCGAGUCUCUACCUUGCCAUACAAAAUACCUUUAAUAUUCUUAGAGGAAGAAAAAACGAGGAAGAUGCCAUUCUUAAAAUUAUUACUGAUAGAUAUGGGCUCAAGUGCUUGGAGAAUGAAAAUUUUGAAGCCAACCAAGUUUUAUACAAUACAGACUCAUACCAUCAAGAGGGGGAUGAAAUAGAUUAUUCAUAUGAUUCAGAGUUUGAUCCAGUUCCUCUAAACGAGCAUUGCGUUGUUGAAAUGGUAGAUUAUUGCCCAGAAACUAACAUUGACGAUUAUUCUAGUGAUGAAGAAUAUGAGGAAGGAUUGUCUUAUUCGAGCUUGAUUGGUAGAUAUAAAGAAAUUGAGCAAGAUCACAAUGUUCUAAAAAGAAAAAGAUUUGAUCCUUUGGUUUUCGAUGAAGAUAUGCAUAAUUUCUCUCAAAUUGAUGUGAAAGAUUGUGUACGUUAUUUCGAGUCGGAUGAUUGGGAUACUGAAUUGGCUUUGCAGGAAAUUCCAUGUGAAGACUCAUUCAUUUCACUUCUUUCUAGAAAUGGUGUAAAGAAGGCCAAGUUAAACAAUCAGGAAAUGCAUACAAUCAACAUGAGAGAAGAACAUUUUGAUGAAGCAAUGGUUACAUCUAGAGCAGAAUCGUGUACCAUUCCAAAAAAACUAUUUAAUAACCUCAUCUAUCAAGUUUCACAAGAUUAUAGAAGUAGUAGUAUUUGGUUGCCAAAUGCUAGAAUGUUGCUUCAACAAGCUUGUGAAAACUUUGUAAAUGAAACAUUUAAAACAGCCAAUGCACAUUCUCAAUUAUGUAACUAUCAACACUCAACAUUGAUAGAUCAUGACAUGUUGAACACAUUCCAAUCUAACAAGACUUUAAUGGAUAAAUUUGGAAUAAUGUUUGGACCUUUCAAUUCAUGCCAUAGCCAGUUUAAUGCCCUAUUAAGAGAUGACUCUUAUGACUGCUAUAUUCAAAAUAUUGAAAAUUUAUCAAAAGAUGUAUUUAUCUGUAUUGACCUAUUUGAGACCUUCACCACAAAUAGUGGAGCUGAUGAUGAGGAUGAUGAUUAUAUUGACAAUAUGUCCUCAUGCUCUUCAGAUAGUAUGGUAUCUACGGUUUGCAAAAUCACCAAAGACUUCGAUGGCAUUGGUAAUGAUUGUUAUUCGACCAUCUCUCUAAGUGAAUAUCAAGAAUUCAAUCCAAAUUUAAUUCGAGAAGAUAGUUUAUCUAACAAAUACAUCCAAGAAGCAAACAAAAAUUUUGGGGAAAAAGUGCAAUUUUACUCUGAUAGGGAUGAUGCUAUUGACGCUGUGAAUAGAUUCUAA